This is a messenger RNA of Notodromas monacha, 1485 nucleotides long. NCBI's taxonomy places the organism in Eukaryota, Metazoa, Arthropoda, Ostracoda, Podocopida, Cyprididae. The record is from the annotation of a GenBank genome assembly.
UCGUCGUCAUCAUCUGCUGGCCGACGAGCUGGGGUCAAAGCUGCGGGCUCUGUCAUUCCGGGUCAGGCUGUGUACAGAGGAAGAGCCGUUGUUCGCGAGAUUCUGAGCAUGAGGCAGUCUGGUGGAUCCCAUCAGGAAGAGUCGCUGGGCUUUGGAUCCCCCGAAGCUGAUGAUGCUGCUGCUGACAACUCGGAAUCAACUUCCCAGGUGGUUUUGUCAGGAGGCCUCAAGUCUGCAUCAGGGACAGCAUCCAAUAAGACUGAGCAGACAUCUGAGAAGAAUAAGACACCUCGUAGAACUCCUUCAGGAGAAUCAGUUACUGGACCUGAUGACAAUGAAGAUGGGGUGGAAGAAGAAGGUGGUGACGGUGGUGUCAGACCCCCUGAAGUGAGGUUUGAAGACAUGCUGUACCUGUGGGACCUGAACAGAGACCUGAAGAACUUGGUGCACAGCAGAAUUAGGGACCUGGGAAUGCCCAAGUUCCUGGGGAUGGGCAUUGUCAACAAGGGCAAUGUGGCCCCCGAGAUUAUGUUGCCUGAGCUUGGGCCCAUUCCCAAGGUUGAGGCUGAGUUGAGGGAGAUGAUCAAGAGGCCUUCUUUCAAGGAAAAUCAUUUUGUCUGGCAGAGCUUCUUCGGCUUCGGCCAAGGUGCCGACAUCGACAUUAUCCUCCAUGGCUCGGAAACGCGGAAAAUGGCCGAGAUCAAGACGGAGGACGGCAAGAAAGAGAGACACUACCUUUAUUACGACGGGGAAAGCGUGGGCGGGAAAGUGAAUGUCACUCUCAAGAAACCCGGAACCAAGUUGGAGCACCAAGGCAUCAAGAUUGAAUUCGUCGGUCAAAUCGAGCUUUACUACGACAGGGGCAACCAUCACGAGUUCACAUCUCUCGUCAAAGAGCUCGCUCGGCCGGGCAUCUUGGCCCAAAACACGAGCUUCACGUUCGAGUUCAACCAGGUGGAGAAGCCCUACGAAUCCUACACGGGCGGGAAUGUGCGACUGCGAUACUUUUUGCGGGUGACGAUUCUGCGAAGGAUCUCGGACAUUGUCCGCGAAGUCGACAUCAUCGUGCACACCUUGUCUUCGUAUCCCGAGAUCAACUCCAGCAUCAAGAUGGAGGUCGGCAUCGAAGACUGUCUGCAUAUCGAAUUCGAGUACAACAAGUCAAAGUACCACCUCAAGGACGUGAUCGUGGGCAAGAUUUUCUUCUUGCUCGUCAGGAUCAAGAUCAAGCACAUGGAGAUUGCGAUUAUCAAGCGGGAAACGACGGGUGCUGGGCCCAACACGUUCAACGAGAACGAGACCAUAACCAAAUACGAAAUAAUGGAUGGGGCACCUGUGAGAGGAGAAAGCAUUCCGAUCCGGUUGUUCUUGGCGGGAUACGACUUGAGUCCUUCCAUGAGGGACAUCAACAAGAAGUUCUCCGUCAAAUAUUACCUGAAUCUCGUGCUGGUGGAUGAAGAGGAGAGACGAUAUUUCAAGCAGCAA